AUGUCGUCCCUGCUGAAGGAGGAGAUGCAGCGGGUUCUGUUCCGACCCGACAAGCACCGACUGCUGGAGUUCAUCGAGAUCGAGGAGGAGAAGCGUGGACGACAUUUCCUCUGUGUGUCCGUUUCCAGGAGUAAAGAGGUUCAGAUCUCGGUGGUUCGGUGUCAGAAAACCUGCCAGACCAAGUGUAAGAAAUCCCGGCGGGUCGGCCUGGAGGACCGAUACGUCAAGACCGAGGUCUGGGCUCUUCAGGACCUGAAGGUUCUGGACGGACGGGACCCUGACGUGGACGACCCCUGCUUCCUGAUGCACUUCGACACGGUGCGCCCGGUGAAGGCCGUCAACUGCGCCGCCAAGUACUGCCUGGCCCGCUGCCUGGUGUCCCUCAGCGAGGCGCACCAGCACCCCGAGCUCCGCCUCCAAAACUACGACUGGACCUACAUCCAGCCCACGUCCAUCUACUCCAGCCGCGGGGACUGCAUGGUCCUCAUGAGGAUCUGCUUCUACGCCUUCAACCUGGUCUGCCUGUCCCUGUGUCCCGUCCCCCUCUGA
Trichomycterus rosablanca is the source of this 549-nucleotide messenger RNA. It is a transcript of the gene exoc1l, whose product is annotated as exocyst complex component 1 like. The transcript is spliced from 3 exons. NCBI's taxonomy places the organism in Eukaryota, Metazoa, Chordata, Actinopteri, Siluriformes, Trichomycteridae. The coding region runs from base 1 to 549 and encodes 182 amino acids. The record is from RefSeq and is a predicted model, not a curated record.